Messenger RNA from Mizuhopecten yessoensis (Yesso scallop), 1984 nucleotides. Its product is annotated as neuropeptide S receptor-like. The record is from RefSeq and is a predicted model, not a curated record. NCBI's taxonomy places the organism in Eukaryota, Metazoa, Mollusca, Bivalvia, Pectinida, Pectinidae. Gene Ontology annotation, molecular function: neuropeptide receptor activity. The coding region runs from base 241 to 1512 and encodes 423 amino acids. The transcript has 2 exons. Gene Ontology annotation, biological process: neuropeptide signaling pathway. Gene Ontology annotation, cellular component: membrane.
CGGGAACUAGACGAGGAAAAUAGAGCACGUUCUAAUGCGAGUUAACAAUUGCGUAUAAACUGAUCUCAAGUGGAUGUCAGUAUAUAAUUGACAUAAGACGGGACCACUUAGAUACAAUCCUGUCAACCCUCUACACAUGACAGCCUCUGUUUUACCGUACCAGUCACCUAGAGUAUAACCUUACGACUGGCGUCUUAUCAAACAAUUGUAUUCCAACAACUAACUUUGGCCACAUCAACAAUGGCGGACAAUACUAACAUAUCUACAAAUAUAACUGGAGGUACGGGAAAUGUUACUGAUGGACAAAGCUUUACCAUCGAGGAGCUCAAUGAUAUGUACAUCAAACAGAAAAUAGGAGGCAUUGUGUUUGUAACUUUGUUGAUGAUCAUUGGAGUGAUAGGAAAUGCGCACGUCCUCUAUUUGUUUGCUUUUAAAUUCCCAAAGACGAAUCAUCGUAUUUACAUCUUGAGCCUGGCAGUGCUGGAUAUGAUCACGUGUUCCGUUGGCAUGCCUUUUGUUAUCGUGGAUCUCCAAAAUACCCUGACUUUUGAGUCAGCUAUUUUGUGUAAACUACUCCGGUUCGUGAACUAUUUCAAUUCCGGAGGAUCCGCGUUCACACUGGUUGUCAUAGCAGUCGACAGAUACAAGAAGAUAUGCAACCCUCUUGGAAAGCAAAUGAAUGAACGUAUGGCCAAGAUCGCAUGCUGUAUCGCCUUAUCUAUAUCACUGAUGAUAGCCUGGCCUGCUCCGGUGUUGUACGGGAAGAGCACAGUAGAUACCAGUGUUGAUGGAAUAACCGGCGUAGCUUGCUUCACAGAGGACAGGUUCAAGAAGACAAAAUAUCAAUUAUAUUUUAAUAGUGUUUUGAUAUUGGUAGUGUUUGGAUCAUUUGUGACGCUAAUUGUUCUUUAUGCAUUAAUUGGAAGGCGAAUUUUGAAACAGAGCAAGAAGAGAACAAAGAUGUUGAAUCCAACAGUUUCGGGAACAACUGCAGUGGUGGAACCAACAUCAAGCUCAAACUCCGGAUCAGGUACAGAUAACUCUAAUGACACUUUGUCUACUGAUGCUGUAAUAUGCACGAGUAGAUCGACAAGUACUGAUGAGAUAUCCAAGACGGACACUUUGCAGAUGACAGCAACGCAGCAACACAAUGAGACAGCUAAAAAGACUCCUUCGGGUAACAAGUCAAGAAGCAAUAUAGACGCUAAGAAAAAUGCGCACGCAAAGAAAACAAAGAGAACAACGUUAAUGCUUUUCAUUAUCACAUUGGUGUUCAUCAUAAGUUUUGCUCCUCAUUUAGCACUCAAAAUAACUGUGUUCCUUAAUAAGAAAUUUCUUGCCAGCCGAACAUUUGCAGAGCUGUUUUUGUACCACACAUUCGUGUGGUCUUUUUUUAUUAACAACAUGGCCAAUCCAAUCAUUUACGGAUUUUGCGAUCCACGUUUUCGUCGAGAGAUCAGGAACAUGUAUGGACAUUUGCUUCGAAAGCAAUACAAGGCAAGCGUUGUAUGAAAGUUUAACACAACAUAGCACGUUCAUAAUGACGCCAAGUGAUAGUGAUGUAAUGAUAGUUGGUUUUGAAAAAGAACGCAAAUUAUAUUUGCAUAAAUUGCAAUAGUGAUGUACUAUAUUAGCUGAGACUCGCAACAGUAUCGCAUCGUGUAUGCUUAUAUUUGUAUGUAUUAUAUUGUUAUAAGAUAAAUGAACUACUAACAAUAGUAUGCAUCACAACAUCAAACUACAAAAUUAUCCACAUAAGGAAUUUGCAUAAUAUCUACCAGGAAACGUUCUCUAAUUGAAAUAUAUCACCAGAAUGUAUGAAAUUGACAUCAAGAUUCCAGUCCUAUAAUAUCACAUGCAACUAUAUAUAGUGAUGAUGUUCUGUCAUAAGAUAACAACAACUUGAAGAAUUGUAUAUUUAAAUUUCGUUUAAUCUUAACAAUUUGAAAAUAAAUAUACCAAAUAAAAACAGCUUCAUAUUUCA